UCAGAUUACCGGUGAACUCAAUUCAAGUUAGCUCAUGGUUAGCUGCUGCCGGCGCCGUCGAUGCCGUGUCGUCGUCCCAUCAGUUCGUCACCCACGCAGCUCGAACAGCGGAAGCGAACUCUAAGCAAGUUUCGACAGUAUGUUCCUUUAAGUGCGACAGUUUUGUCACUUUUGUGCGACCUAAAGGGGCUUUAAUGCGACGUGUUCCGUAGCGCCGUUCCCUGGCGAGUCCGAACAGCAUGACUUCUUGAUUCUUGCCUGUAGGUAACUACUAACCUGCCCCGUUACUGAAAUGGCUUUGUCGUCUUGGGAACAAGAGCUUCGAAAAGUUGAAAAAGAAUUAAUAUCCACUGAGAAGGAGAUAAUUCGUCUUACCACGAUACGGGAAUGCCUCACGAGGAAAAAGCACGAACUUACGGUGAAGUUGAAACAACAGUCGCUGGACGAGAUUGCACGCACGGAUUGGAGCAAGUUCGAUUUCCCGUGGUCAAAUAGAGUUAAUGAGGUGCUAGAAAAUGUGUUCCACGUAAAAAGCUUCCGGUCCAUGCAGCUUCCAGCCAUAAACGUUACCCUUUCAAAUAAAGACUGCAUUCUCAUCAUGCCCACCGGAGGCGGAAAGAGCCUUUGCUACCAACUGCCAGCGCUGAUUUCAAAAGGUGUCACUAUCGUCGUAUCACCCCUACUUUCACUCAUGGAAGACCAGGUCAUGGCACUGCAAGCCAUGUCAUACCCAGUUGCAAUGCUGGCUGCCAGCGUUUCUGUAAAAGAUACAAAUCGGAUACUGAAGGCUAUGGCUGACGGAGAAGAUAGCGUGAAGCUGCUAUACGUGACACCAGAAAAGAUGGCCAAAAGUAAGCGUUUUAUGUCCAUGCUGGGAAAGGCGUACCACAGGAAGUAUUUUGCGAGGCUUGCCAUAGAUGAAGUGCAUUGUUGCUCUCAGUGGGGCAACGACUUCAGGCCAGACUACAAGUACUUGGCCAUAAUGAAACGCGAAUUUCCUGAAGUACCAAUUUUGGGAGUCACAGCCACUGCUUCUGCAGCCAUUGUUGCCGACAUUCAGAAGAUGCUUGACAUUGAGAGCUCUGUGGUACUGCGUGCACCUCUGGACAGACCUAAUCUUGUCUACGAGGUACUGCCAAAGCCUUCGGGGACUGACGAAGCUAUGAAAAACGUUGCCAGGCUCAUUCUCGGUCGUUUUAAAGAUCAGUGUGGCAUUGUUUACUGUUUUUCUAUUAAAGAGACUGAUGAAUUGGCAGAUGAGCUGAAAGGCUAUGGUAUUGCUGCAGACUCUUACCAUGCCAGCAUGGAACCGCAGAGGCGCAGCAGUGUUCAUACCCGCUGGAUGCGUGGCAAACUUUUGGUCAUUGUUGCUACCAUUGCUUUUGGUAUGGGAAUUGAUAAGCCAAAUGUGCGCUUUGUCAUUCACCACACACUGUCAAAAUCUGUUGAAAACUAUUACCAAGAAAGUGGCCGUGCAGGAAGGGAUGACCAACCAGCCACAUGUUUGAUACUUUUCCGAUUUGCCGACAUAUUUCGCCAGACAACAUCUGUCUUCACAGAGAAGUGUGGCCGGGAAAAUGUCUACACAAUGGUGCGGUACUGUGUGGAUGUGCGUGAGUGUCGUCGUGCCAUGUUCUUGCGACACUUUGGGGAAAAACAGCAAGACAUACACUGCCAGGAUGGUAUCUGUGACAACUGUCGACUCAAAGAGACGGUGAAAGACAUUGAUGUCACGGUGCACAUCAAGAACAUCUACAAAGUGCUUUUAGCAGCAAGUGAGGCAAAGGAACAAUUGACAGCAACAAAGUUGAUUGACGCCUGGAUGGGCAAGGAUGCCAAAAAAUGGAAAGAACGAGGGGUAACAAAAACAGACCUGCCACGGGAGCGGUGUGAGACGAUAGUUGCAUGGGCACUGCUGGAAGGCUACCUUGCUGAAAAGUUCCACAUCACUCCUUAUGCUUACAUCAGUUAUAUUCGUAUAGGUGAGAGGAAGCAAGAAAUUGACAAAGGCAAAAAAGUUUCUUGCCCUUUCUCGAUGACAAGUGUAGCUGCUCCAGAAGUCACACUGCCAGUAUCGGUAAAGCGUCACAAGCAGAGCAAAAGUGACUAUGCUGAAAGUAAACGACCCAGAAGUGAGGCAGAAGGCUCUUCAAAGAGCCAAAAGUCAUUCAGUAAUCAUUUACCAACAUCCCAAGACGUGGUUGUGAUUGAUUAAUGCACUUUGGUUUGUUAUUGUUCCUUUGACAUACCUGUGUUCAAUAAGUCGGAUUCUUGUGUUCUAAACGUUACAAGUAAAGCAUAAGGCUGUUCAAAGGACUGAGGGCCAUUGAGUGACCAUUUAACAAUGUCCCAAGAUGUUGCUGUUGACAUGCGCAAUUUGCUUUAUUGUCGCUGCACGGACAUACUUUUGUGUAAUAAAUAUGAUUAACCUCGUGCUAUAAAUUUUGCUCAAGGAAGCCAGUCUUUGUAGCUCACCAAAAAAUGCAUUAAAAUCUUGUGCUUUGGAAUGUAGCAGUGUAAAGGACUGUAAAGUUGGACUGUAGCAUGCAAAAUGUGGCCUUAACAAAAAUUUUAGUCCUCUGACUGUAAAGCAGGACUGAAAUUCAGCAGCUGAUUCUGCUGUGGUCGGUUGGCCCAUUGCUCUGCAUAAUAACACUAAAGAACUUCAAGUUAGGGUUGGCAUAUUUGGAAUUCUCUCUUCUGAGUUUGUUUCCAUCUAGCUGCUUCUAUAUCUAAACUAACUGAGGGCCGGCUUAGUUGGGGGACUUGCUGUUAAUGAAAUGCUGAGCUGUUAGUGAUUGUAUUUUCCAACCAUUGCACAAGCUGGUGCAAAUAAUGUGAUUCACAAUGUCCCUGCUUGACUGUUUGGCUGUUCUGAAAUUGGUCUUAAAGAUGGCACAUUGGCAUUAGUCACACCCUUGACGCAUUAUAGCUGUGAUGGGUGCAGCGCCAGUAGAAACUAAAUUUAGUUAGUUGCACUGCUUCUAUAUAAAGAGGUUAAAUGAGGCCCACAACACCUUUUCUUCAAAACUGGAAGACACUGGAGUGAGUGCAAUGUGUUUCAGUGAAUAUACUUUUCCUGCAAAUAUUUUUGAAAAGGGCUUAAUAAUAAUGGGGAUAUGAAGAACAGGGCAAAAAAUGGGGCAAGAAAGAAAGAAAGAUCUACAGAAUGCUGACUUGCGUACGGUAAAAUAUUUAAAGGAUGGGGGUGCUGAGCCAGGGAAGCUAAAAAACCACCACAACAAACAGGUGGAAGGGCAGGUAGGUGAAUGGCCUUGAAGUCCACGCAGAAACAUAAAUAUAGGAAUGUUAGGGGCCGUC
Molecule: messenger RNA, 3321 nt
Organism: Dermacentor silvarum
Lineage: Eukaryota; Metazoa; Arthropoda; Arachnida; Ixodida; Ixodidae
Product: ATP-dependent DNA helicase Q1
Biological process (GO): double-strand break repair via homologous recombination
Cellular component (GO): chromosome; cytoplasm
Molecular function (GO): 3'-5' DNA helicase activity; four-way junction helicase activity; nucleic acid binding
Source: RefSeq, a predicted model, not a curated record